AUGAUGCACUGCUGGAUAGAUGUGGAGGAUCUUAUUCAGUCAGCCUCGACAGAUAAUAGCAGGGAAAUACCAACGCCCCUGUCUAUUCCAACAGACUUCUAUCCCACUUCAGUUGCCCUUUCGAAAGGCAUACUACUCGGCCUCGACGCUGACCUCGUCCAACGACGAGACAAUUACUUUGCCUUCUUCCGCCUUACUAUACGCUCUCAACUCUUUUUACCUGAGACUCUACGGCGGCAUCUCGCCCAGCACGAUCACACAGCAGCCUCAUCGCUUGCUCUUCGCUACGAGCAUCUACCAUAUUUCUCUCAUUCUUUGGAGGUGCUUCUCCACUCCGUCUUAGAUGAUGAGGUUGACCAGGAAUUAAAUCCAGAAUCGGCGCUCCUUCCAACUGUGCUAUCUUUCCUGUCAUCCUUUCCAGAUUACCUCGAUAUACUCGUCCAGUGCACUCGGAAGACCGAGGUUCGGUCUUGGCGUACUUUAUUCAACCAUCUUCCACCACCCAAAGAACUCUUUGAAGCUUCUUUAGAGAAAUCCAUGCUUAAGACCGCCGGUGGCUACCUGAUCGUGAUGCAGACUCUCGAGAGCAACCACAGCCCUGAUGAAUGCGUUAGGCUACUGCAAAGGGCACAGCAGGCAGGCGAUUGGGAAUUGUGCAAAGAAUUGGCAAGAUUCCUGAUGGCAUUAGACACAAGCGGUGAAACAUUAAGAGAAACGAUUGAGAGGAUGAAUGUUGAAAUGUCUAAGACUGAAUCUGGAAGUAUCGGCUCAAGGGCACCGACAGUAAACGGUUCACGAAGGAGCUGGACGCCGAAGCUUAUAAAUGGUGUCCAGAGCUCUACCAACAGCGAGGAAUGA
This is a messenger RNA of Bacidia gigantensis, 858 nucleotides long. RefSeq lists its product as uncharacterized. Gene Ontology annotation, cellular component: cytosol; Ric1-Rgp1 guanyl-nucleotide exchange factor complex; Golgi membrane. Lineage: Eukaryota; Fungi; Ascomycota; Lecanoromycetes; Lecanorales; Ramalinaceae. The transcript has a single exon. The coding region runs from base 1 to 858 and encodes 285 amino acids. The record is from RefSeq and is a predicted model, not a curated record. Gene Ontology annotation, biological process: intracellular protein transport; retrograde transport, endosome to Golgi.